Cantharellus anzutake is the source of this 740-nucleotide messenger RNA. RefSeq lists its product as uncharacterized. The transcript is spliced from 2 exons. The record is from RefSeq and is a predicted model, not a curated record. NCBI's taxonomy places the organism in Eukaryota, Fungi, Basidiomycota, Agaricomycetes, Cantharellales, Hydnaceae. Bases 261 to 656 code for a protein of 131 amino acids.
GACCUUCACACACAAGCUCAUUCGUCCAUGCCGGUUAUGGUUGCGAUUCCAGCAGUCCUCUAGCCGUUAAGGGUGCUCUCAUCAAACACUGCAUGCAUUGCUCACAUCUCUCAACAUACCUUGUUGCCCUACAGAUGUCCCUGAAGGGCCUCUCCUCGCAGCUAACUGAAGACGCUUAGUGUGUCGCUGGUGUGUCGUGGUUAGAGCACUCUCUUUAGCCAAUCAAGCCACCGGAAUCAUCGUCUGUGUGGAGACGCCCCAUGCUAGCGCCAUUUCGUAGAGGUACCCAACUCAAGAGGGCCGGAGGCUGCGCCCUUGCACCGCUGCGUCUCGUGGUCGUUUUCUUCGUCCAGGCAACGCGCUGCAAAGGCCGGUCUCCCACCCUGACCCUCACAAGCAUAACCAUUACGAGCCGCCUCGUCACCACUGUUAACGAUCUUGCUGUAAAUCCCCAGAACAGUAAUCCAAGCUCUGUGUCGUCUCCUGCCAUUGAACGGGCCCGACAGGCAGAACGCGAGCAAAAAGUCGAUCAUGUCAACCGCCUUGCAUUUCUGGGCACUCUCCAAGUCGACACGGAUGGGCUCUUCCAUUUCUUCCGCCCUGAUGUCGUGUUAUCACCAGAGAGGCAAAACAAAAGAGGGAUGUCACACCGAUAGGAUUUCAAAGUUCCAGUCAGCAAACGAGAUUAACUGGCCGAACUCGAGCUGGGCCUUGAUCCACCACGAAUGGGAGCUUUCUGA